Xenopus tropicalis (tropical clawed frog) is the source of this 1539-nucleotide messenger RNA. RefSeq names its product CD79a molecule (gene cd79a). The record is from RefSeq and is a predicted model, not a curated record. NCBI's taxonomy places the organism in Eukaryota, Metazoa, Chordata, Amphibia, Anura, Pipidae. The coding region runs from base 63 to 752 and encodes 229 amino acids. The transcript is spliced from 5 exons.
GACACAAGGGCAGUUCCUUUCUUCAGAACAUCUUCUCCCGAAUUUCAGUGGCCAAAGAGAAGAUGGUUUGUGGCACAGCCGUCUCAGGCCCGAGACCUCCCCUUCUCAUUCUGCUGCUUCUCCUCUCAGGAAAGCUAUGUUGGAUGCUGAAGAUGCAGUGGGUGCCUACUUCCGUGCUGGGGUCCCCAGGGGACAAUGUGAACCUGAUGUGUAAUUAUGAUACAAAGACAUCUGAGACGAAUCUCCAUGUUGACUGGAUUCAGAUCAAGUGGUACCAGAACGUAUCAGCCACAGCCAAUAUAACAGAGACGGAGGCAAACAUGGAAGGGAGGAUUCGAUACAACAAGAAAGUCCUAGAAAUCAAAAAUGCACAAAAGAACGACAGUGCACUAUAUCGGUGCAGAGUAACAGUGGGGGAUAAAAAAUACAAGUCCUGUGGGACAUAUCUGAGGAUUCAAGAGGCUGAGCCCUACGCUUUCUUUAACCUUGGGGAGACAACAAAGAACAGAAUGAUCACAGUGGAAGGAGUAGUGCUUCUCCUGUGUACAAUCAUUCCGGGGACUUUCCUACUGUAUAAGAAGCGCUGGGAAAACCUAACGUUAUUAACCACGUCACAGAUAGGGGAUAACAUUUAUGAGGGUUUGAAUCUUGAAGAGUGUUCUACAUAUGAGGACAUCACUCGUGGUCUGCAGGCCACAUAUGAAGACGUGGGCUCCUUGCGGGGCACUGACAUUCAACUGGAGAAACCCUAACUGGGCUCAAAUUACUGGCCAACUUUUGUAGUAAGAGCCCCUCUCACCUCUGCCCAUAGCAAUAACUGGGUCAUUCUCAGAGGUGCAACUCUUUGUUCUGCAUAUUAGCAAAUGCUUCUUAUUACAUUGCUAAAGAGAUGUGAAGGUUCAUUCACUUAGCUGCCCAGAAUGUUAAUGGGCCCCUUGUUCCUGGUUAGUGAGGAUAAGUAUACAAUCUUGCUUUUAUGCUGAGUGCUUUUUGCACAAAUGUGUUGGUAACUCAAAAUAAGCUUUAAUUGGGAUCCAGUUCUUUUCUUCAAGAGGGUCCCACGUGCAACUCUUCCUCUGCCCACUGCCGGCUUUCCCUAUCAAAAGAGCCCUCUGGGUUUCCCUAUACAGUAGUACCCAGUCAGACCCAGGACCCAGUACCCAGGACUGGAACAUACACUAUGGGGCAGAUUUAUCAAAAUGUGAUUUUAGAGUUUAAUACAUAAACUCACCCAGCUUCUAUUCAUUCCUAUGAGAUUUUUAGAAGCGUAAUUUCACCCAUGGAUAAAUACAGUUCUAAAAGUCCCAUAGGAAUGAAUAGAGAGUGGGUGAUUUUUAUGUAUUAAGCUCUAAGCUCACAUUUUGAUAAAUUUGCCCCUAUCUGUUGUUGAGCAUUCUAUCAGCUUGCUGGGAAAAUAUACAAAGAUAUGAAUUUUUCUAAUGAUUCCUCCUAAAUAUUAUGUUUAUUUUUUAAUGAUAAAAAUAUAUAUUACUUUUUUCUUUUACUGUUUCUCACUUAAUAAAUCCUUUUGAUAACCAA